Molecule: messenger RNA, 3493 nt
Organism: Ziziphus jujuba (common jujube)
Lineage: Eukaryota; Viridiplantae; Streptophyta; Magnoliopsida; Rosales; Rhamnaceae
Exons: 24
Coding region: 16-3354 (1112 amino acids)
Source: RefSeq, a predicted model, not a curated record
GAAAUUUGGUUCCCAAUGGAAGAAGGUGAAGGAUUGGUCUGGAAAUCGGAGGUGGCAGAGUCAAUGAUGUCAGUGACGCUUGGGAGAGUGAUGAGCGCUCUGCUAGGUGCUCGUCCCAGGAAGCUCAACGAUGCCAUUACUCGACUCUCCUCCGACCCUCGCACAAGACCUUCACUGGGGUCAUUGGAAGAGUCCCUUUGGUUUUUGCACAAGUAUGUUAAGGAUGCAGCUGAAAAGGAUGAGUCUUUGGAUGAUGUUGUAGUUCCCAUGCUUGAAAAUUCAUUGAGAGGCAAGGAUGUAAAACAUUCACAUGGAGGCCAAUCUAUGCUACUUCUUAACUGGCUAUUCCAAGAUGAAUUUCUUUUCCAAGCAAUUGCCACGAAUCUCGCUAAGAUUAUCGCUACGAAAGAUGAUCGGUUUAUAGCCCUUGGCUGGUGUACCCUUGUGCGUGGUCUUUUGGAAUUUGAGAGUGCCACGAAUCAGUACCCGUUGAAUGGAAUAAGACAGAGGUACUUUGACAUGCUGAAGGUAUUUUGCUCGUGUAUUGCACAUCUCUUCCGUAUUAUAAGCAAAGGAAGCACUUUGCAGGAUGGAUUUGAGCUGCCAUCGCGCCUUGCUGUAUCUGCUGCUGAUUGUUUCAUAGUUCUCACCGAGUCAUUAACCAAAAAGUCUGUGGUUCCAAGUAACAGGCAAAAGUUAUUGGGUUCAAGUGCGUCAAAUCAACGGAAUACAGCCCCAGCCAUUAUUGGUAGUGAUAAGAAAGCUAAUGCCAUUCAUAAACCUUCAGAAGUCACGAAUGCAGAAAUGGAAAAUUUAAUUUGGGAUCAUUUAGAGGAACUCAUUCUUUUGAUGCAGAAGCUCCUAGCUUGGAGCAGAAAAAGUAGACCCUUGCAUGCCCAAGGAUUGGAGAGAGUGCUAAAGUGGUUACAAGAAAUAAAAGGACAGUAUGGGCAGCUUCAAGUUGAGGCAGGCUCGAGGAUUAUCAAGAGUGGAAUGUUGUUAUUGUCUUCUUGUUGGAAGCAUUACAGCGUGCUUGUGCGCUUGGAAGAUCAUAAAGGUUCUCUUCAUUACAAAGAACUAAUGGAACAGUACUUAUCAGGCCUCCAGUUUUAUUCCAACAAUCAUACAAGUGAGCAUUCUGAGAGUAAGGAUGGUGGUAUUGCGACCAGAAAAUUUUUCCUCAACUGUCUAUCUCUUCUGUUGGGGAGGCUUGACAACAAGAAAUUUGAAAGCAUGAUGUCAGAAUAUGGGAUGCAGAUAACAAGUGUUCUUUUAAUGCAGCUUCACUGUGUUGAUGAAGAUGUUGUAUCUGGCGUUGUCUGCAUAUUGAAAGCGGUAAUUUUCAAGCCACAUUAUUCAUCUGGAAGAAGUCUCCAGGACUCUAGACAGGUUGAUGCUGUUCUUCCAUUACUUCUUAACUUUCUAGAUGAGCGAGAUGGUACAGCUAGAGCUGUGGUUGUGCUCAUAGCAGAAUACUGCUCAAUGAGUAUGGACACACGGUGUCUUAAAGAAGUUCUAGAGCGCCUAACUUCAGGAAUUGUUCAACAGAGAAAGAAUGCGAUGGAUGUUAUAUCAGAAUUAAUUCGCACAUCUUACGAUUCAACGACUAUACUUUCUCAGUUGUCAUGGCAGGAUAUAGCACACCACUUGCUUGAGCGCCUUGAAGAUGAAGAGAGUGCAAUACGUGAACAAGCAUCCAAUUUGCUUCCAAUAGUUGAUCCAUCAUGGGUGCUGCCAACAUUAGUUGGUCUUGUUGGAUCAUCAAAUGAAAGGGUGCAAUCAUCCUCGAGUGGUGCCCUUGUUGGUGUCCUCAAAUAUCAUAAUCAAAAUGCAGAAGUAAUAUGUAUGAUGCUUGAAUGUCUUAGAAAUAUCAGCCAAAGCCCAGAUCUUCAAAAAACUGCAGGAGAAAUAGGGGAAGGCUCAAAAUUGGUGAUAGAUCAAGUGUUCAAGCUUAUCCCAGAGUGGUCUAAAAGUGUUCAAAACUGGAAAUUCCUGAUUGGACCAUUGAUUGACAAAAUGUUUGCUGAGCCAUCAAAUGCCAUUAUUGUUAAGUUUUUGAGUUGUAUAAGCAAUCACUUAGCGGAAGCUGUUGAUGUAGUGCUCUGUCGAAUUUUGCUGCAUUUGAAAGGACAAAAGGAUAUUGAUGAAAGCAGCUUUUCCAGAUGGAAGAGUGGAUCCUGCACAAAGGAUGACUCGGCAGAAAUUCAGCAAUUGCUGUUUGAGCACCUGUGCCCAUUACUCAUAAUUAGGAUGCUUCCAUUAAGUAUUUUUGAUGACCUCGAUUCAUCUGUUAUUUACAAUCAACUUUUCAAACAAGGCAUCAUCCAUGAUUGUGGAGAUAUCAACAUCUUCAGCCAUGACUGUCUUAUUGCUCUCCUUUUAAAAAGAGCAUUUUAUAAUUUUGAAUUUGAAGAUGUGCAAAAACUAGCUGCUGAGCUUUGUGGGCGCAUUCAUCCCCAAGUGCUUAUUCCUAUUGUUUGCUCCAAGCUAGAAGAUGCUGCAGCUUCUCAAGAUAUACUGAAGAUUAAAACGUGUUUGUUUACAGUUUGCACUUCCCUCAUGAUCAGAGGCAGGGUUUCACUUUCUCAUCCUGCAAUGCUCAGAAUCAGGAAAACAGUGGAGAAAGUUAUGUUAUGGCCUUCUCAGGAUGGUGAUGAAGUUUCGCGAGCUCAACAUGGGUGCAUUGAUUGUCUUGCACUGAUGAUAUGUGCCGAACUUCAAGCUCCAGAAUCAUUUAAAGACUCCAACCCAGAGAAGAUUGACAUUGUUGGGAAGAAAGUUGAUUGUGGGGAUGCUGUCUUGGGAAAUUCUGUACUCACUUACGUGAUCAAUCAACUUACUCAUGAUUAUAAUGAGCCUGUUUCAACCUCCCAAUUGGGUGGUUGCAUGAGCACGUUAAGUGUACCAGUUCCUCUAUCAUUUCGUCUAUGCAUGGCUAAUGUUCUCAUCAGUGUUUGCCAAAAGAUUUCAGACUCAGGGAAGAAGCAUUUUGCUCGAAGAACCCUUCCUGUUCUCAUCUCUUCAGUUGAGAGAAUAGUUCAAUCAGAGAUUAGAGCUGCAUGCAUACAGGUUCUCUUUUCAGCUGUGUAUAAUCUGAAGUCUGCAGUUCUUCCCUACUCAUCCAAGCUUCUAAAACUCUCACUGAAAGCUCUUAAAAAAGGAUCAGAAACGGAAAAGUUGGCUGGUGCUAAGCUAAUGGCGUCUCUUAUGGCUAGUGACGACGAGAUUUUAGAGAGUAUAGCAGGGGGUCUUGUAGAAGCAAGAUCAGUGCUGUCAAGUAUUUCUUUGACAGAAUCUUCACCAGAGUUACGCCAAAUGUGCCAAAAACUGUUAGCAUGUGUAACUCAUCCCUGACUUGUGCUUAUUUUUGGUUGAGUUAAUUAUCUUACAUCAUGUGCAGUUUGCCUUAGACAUAGUAACCAUAUUGACAGCAUGUACAUACCAACUGCUAUUAAAGAAGUAUCAAUACUAGAAUUCUACUCUCUUUUCAACA